ACCGAGCGACGGAGAGCUGCGCACAACAUGAGACCUUCAACAUGCUUGUCGCGCCCUCUCGCCUUUGGCACCACCCUCGCUAUCUGCAUCUCUUCCGUCACCGCCCGUAAUUUCACUUCCGCCCCAUCACCCAAUAUUGAUCUUUCUGGUCUCGGCCGCGUCGCUCUAGCUGGCGACUUCGACUCAAUAUCUCUUUACACCUACCAAGGACAAACUCAAAAUGCAAAUUUCGCCAAUGGCAGCCAAUAUCUCUUUUCACAAUAUCCCGACGGUUCUUUCCAAAGUCUGGCUCUCGCUGAUGCCUUCAUCACCACCAUGUGUCCAUUUGUCAGCCAUGGUGAAUUUCAGGGCGUCGUCGUAGGAGGCAAUUUCACCAGUCUGGGCAAUAUCCCCGCUCAAGGCAUUGCUCUGUGGAACCCGAACACCACCAAAAUCACUCCUCUGACUGGUCUCUCUGGCUCUGUGUCUGCCGUAUACUGUGACGACGAAUCUUCUACAGUCUAUGUUGGAGGCACCUUUACUGGAGGCAACUCAACCAACGCCAUCGCUUGGGUUUCUGGAUGGACAGCUCUUCCUUUUGCUGGUUUCAACGGUCCUGUCUCAUCUAUCACCAAGAGCUCUAAUGGCUCCAUCAUCUUUGGUGGUUCUUUCGAGGGUCUAGGCAACACAACCACUCCUACAAACAAGGACGUCCAGGUCAUCAAUCUUUCUGCUGGAAACAUUACCUCUGGCGCCUCGACCUCGACUUCUGGCUUCAGUGACCCUCGCAACAUCAUUUGCCAAACUGGCGACGAUACUGCUGGAAACACAUGGCUUCUUGAGGACAACACUCCUGGUUUCUGGAGGGGUUCAUUCGGUUUCGGUUUCAACCCUACCAAAUUGCGCCUUUACAACACUAACCAGGAUGGCCGUGGAACCAAGACAUGGCGUUUCACUGCUUUCCCCAUCAACGGUAUCAUGAACUUCACCUACACAGAUGACAGCGGUAACCUUGCCUCUUGCACCGCCGACUGCCCUCUGCCUCAAGGCAACACUUCAUACCAGGACUUCCACUUUGUCAACUCCGUUGGUAUGAAUGACUUCCGCAUCGACAUUUCUGCUUGGUAUGGUGCUGGAGGUGGUUUAAGUGGUAUCGAGUUGUUCCAGGACGAUAUCUACUCCUUCGCAAUUUCCGACUUCAACGAGCCCCGUUGCGACAGCGUCAGUACUACUGGUGCCAACUCGACUGCUACCGGUCCCUGGGUCCAGACGCCUUCGGGUGAAAGCACGUCUGAUUAUCUUACCGCGGUUUUGAACAGCAGCGUUACCUCCAACUCCGCGCAAGUCGUCUUCAAGCCUGAUAUCAAGCAAUCUGGAAACUAUUCGGUCACCUUGUAUACUCCUGGCUGUAUCCAGGACGAUACUUGUUCUUCUCGCGGCAUCGUGAACAUCACUGGAUCCAUGACCACCGAGGNNGGGAAUGCUAUUGCUACUACCUUGUACCAGACCAACUACUACGACAAGUACGACCAAGUCUACUACGGCUACGUGGAUGCUGCCUCCGACUCAUUCCGUCCAGAAGUCACUCUGACGCCUCUUGCUGGUCAGAACACACCCCUGACUGUCGUUGCACAACGCGUUCGCUUCGAAUUGGUCACCUCUACUGGUGGCCUUAAUGGCCUCUACGACUACAAUCCCAACGUCGCUACUGUCAGCACCGACUUCUCUGCCUCAAAGAUCGACUCUGCCGCUAUGUCACUGGAUAUGGGUGCCAAAAUCAAUGCCCUUGCUGUCUACAAUGAUGUGACCUAUGUUGCUGGUAAUUUCUCGAACGGUGACAUUCACAACAUCUUCAGCAUUGGCAGCGGAAACGCCACCUCGCUUCCUGGUGGUGGACUCAACUCUGUGGUUCGCACCAUGUUCCAGAACGGUUCUACGAUUUACGUUGGCGGCAACUUUACCAACACUGUGACAGCUCAAACCCCUGGCCUCAGCGGUAUUGCUGCUUUCUCCAUCGCUGACAACUCAUGGACAGCACUAGGCGCUGGUGUCAAUGGUCCCGUCUGGGCAAUUGUCCCUCUGCAGCUCAACAUCACUGGCAGGGAUCAGGAAACCGUUCUUGCCGUGAGUGGCGACUUCACCAGUGUCAACGCUGUUGGUAGCAAUGCCACUUACUCUGCCGACGGAUUUGCCGCCUGGGUGCCAUCACGAGGCAACUGGCUUCACAAUCUGGCAAACGCAACUGUUGCCUUGAGUGGUGGCUUAUUGGCACAGACUAUGGUAGCUGAUUACGGCCAACUUCUCGCUGGCUCGCUUGUCGCUUCUCAGAUUGGUAUGAGUGAUGCAGUGGCUCUGAGCGGCUCUGGUCGACCUUCACUCUCGCCUCUUGGUGUAUCUAUCUCUGCUUCUCAGGGGUCUUCUGCCAUGCGCAAGAGAGCUGCUACCAGCCAAAACGUCACUGGUGUCGCUACUGGCUACUUCUACCUGGAUAAUGGCAAGAACAUGACCAUUCUUGGAGGUCACUUCGCUGCCAACUCUUCUGCUGGCACUACCAUCAACAACCUGCUCAUCAUUGAUGACACCAAUGGUCAAAGCGUUAUCGGUCUUCCCAACACUGUUGAUGCGGACUCGACUGUUCUGGCUCUUGAGGUUCGUGAUACUAGUCUCUUCGCUGGUGGUUCGAUCACAGGAACCACAGGAACGAAUGGCGACAACAUCAACGGUCUCCUUGUCUGGGACUUGUCUACAAAUGCGCUCGCCUCGAGCCAACCCGCAGCACUUGCUGGCAACUCUGUCACUGUCAACGCUAUCGCAGCCCAACCUGGUUCAGCUAAUGUCUAUGUUGGAGGCAACUUCGAGAAUGCUGGCUCCAUGUCGUGCCCAUCGUUCUGCAUGUACGACACCUCGAGCGGACAAUGGAUGCCUCCUACGUCCGGCUUGAACGGUACCAUCAACACCAUGACUUGGAGAUCUAACAAUCAACUGAUCGUUGGUGGCGAUUUCACCACUGGCGGCAACCACACCAAGCUGGCUCUUUACGACUCAAAGCAGCAGACCUUCACCGAUUUGGGCACUUCAGCCAACCUUCCUGGCGCCGUCACUGCCAUGACUCCGGCCAAUCCCAAUUACGAUAACUGGUGGGUUGCAGGUACUGCAAACAAUGGAUCUUCGUACUUGCAGAAGUACGAUGGUACCAAAUGGCAUACUGUCACUGGACUCGGCGCUGCUACCGUCAUCAGAGGUCUGCAGGUCAUUUCUCUCACCGAGAAACAUCAACUCACCGACCUUGUGCCCUCAAACGAGGUCCUUCUGAUCACUGGUUCGGUUGAGCUUCCUGACAACGGCAAUGCCAGCGCUGUGCUGUUCAAUGGAACCACUUUCCAGCCCUUCAUCCUCACCACAACCGCCAACGGUGGACAAGGAAGUCUGAGCGGCAUGUUUNCCCACCACCUUGCCCUUGGCCUUGUGGUCUUGAUUGGUCUCGCCAUCGCUUGCGGUCUGACCUUCUUGCUGGUUGUCAUCGGCAUAUUAGUCGAACGACACCGUCGCCGCAGACAAGGCUACGUUCCCAUGCCUCAAUUGAGACCAGACCAACACGCCAACCUGAACAGAAUUCCUCCGGAGAGUCUGUUCGGCACGUUAGAAAAACGUGAUACGGCACCACGGGUGUGA
Aureobasidium musti is the source of this 3651-nucleotide messenger RNA. NCBI's taxonomy places the organism in Eukaryota, Fungi, Ascomycota, Dothideomycetes, Dothideales, Saccotheciaceae. The record is from the annotation of a GenBank genome assembly.